Prunus mume (Japanese apricot) is the source of this 1498-nucleotide messenger RNA. RefSeq names its product pentatricopeptide repeat-containing protein At1g62350-like. NCBI's taxonomy places the organism in Eukaryota, Viridiplantae, Streptophyta, Magnoliopsida, Rosales, Rosaceae. Gene Ontology annotation, molecular function: RNA binding; protein binding. Gene Ontology annotation, biological process: chloroplast organization; Group II intron splicing. The record is from RefSeq and is a predicted model, not a curated record.
GUACAGACUGGUUUGGCCAGCAAGAGAGCAACAGAAAAUGGGACCCUCUUCCGCAACUCAAGCUCUCACUCUCUUCAGCUCUCUGCCCAAAACCUUAAUCUUCAACGCAGAGCCUCGGCCCUCAUCUCUGCAACUCUCGAGACCCAAAAGAUGGAAACUGAUAGUGACGAUGAGAGACAGAAGCAAUAACCCGAGACCAUUGCAGAAAGGGAGACACCUCAGCAUCGAAGCCAUACAGACCGUACAGGCCUUGAAGAGAGCCAACAAGAACCAGAGCUUUCUUGACCAAGCGUUCGAUUCUAAGUUCAGGCGCUUGCUGAAGCUCGACAUGAUGGCUGUCCUUCGUGACCUCCUCCGCCAAAAUGAGUGCUUCUUGGCCCUCAAGGUCUUUGAAGAUAUUCGAAAAGAACACUGGUAUAGGCCGCAGGUUUCACUUUAUGCUGAUAUGAUUAAAGUAAUGGCUAGCAAUGAAUUGUUUGAACAAGUUGAACUUCUUUGCUUGUGCUUGAAAAAAGAAACAAAUUUACACCCUGAACUUGAGGCUUUUAAUGCUCUAUUGACAUCAUUUAUAAGCUUUAACAUCCCUAAACUUGCAAUGGAGUGCUAUUACUUGAUGAAAGAGGUGGGAUGUGAACCAGAUAGGUCAUCCUUUAGAAUACUCAUUAAUGGUCUAGAAUCCAUGGGAGAGACAGGUCUUUCAGGUAUUUUGAGGCAGGAUGCUCGAAAGUAUUAUGGUGAAUCUCUGGAGUUUCUAGAGGAGAAUGAAGAAACGGCAGUCAAGUGAGCCAUCGAUGACUUGCCGGAUUUAGAUCAUAUGAUAUUGUCUGUAAGGAAGUAUGUAUGAAACUGAUUUCUUUGUCAUUUUGACAAAGCAUCGUGGUUACUUUUCGGUAGAAUAGAAUGAUACACCCUUAGACAUAACCACUCUAAACUCUAUUUUUCUUACAUACCCAUUUAACUCUCAAGUCUAUUAUCACUGAAAGCUGUGUUUGACUGCUCGGUUUUAUGAUCUGUAUAAUGGAUUGUCCGGCAUUAUCAUUUCUUAUUGUGCACACGAGAAGUGGUGCGAUUGGUUUAGUUGCUGAUGUUUACAUGUUAAAGCGAGUACUUCCUCAACUCGAGCAAGAAAACCUCUUUCAGUGUGUUGCAUCACACUUGUUUGAAUGCGUAUGCCGGACAGUUAGCCAAAUGGAAGAGAAUUUGCUAUGAUAACAGCAGCAGAGUACAAGUGACCAAACAAACAAAAUCAAAGGAAGCUGCACAACACCCAAACACAAUCUGGAAAUCCUUCAAGUGUAUCGAAGACCGUGGCUGAGGUGGGCAGAAGUGCCAGAUAUCACAAACUUGUCUUACUAACUUCUCUAACAGAAAAUGGGACUUUUGUAGGCUGAUUACCAGUCUGUAAAGUGUUUGCAUUAUGUAACUGACUCUAGCUUCGCCAUAUAAGGAUGAGUCACCAAUGUAAUUCAGUGUAUAAACACAAACUUCAAUGAAAAAU